This is a messenger RNA of Neocloeon triangulifer, 1727 nucleotides long. RefSeq names its product cysteine protease ATG4D (gene Atg4b). NCBI's taxonomy places the organism in Eukaryota, Metazoa, Arthropoda, Insecta, Ephemeroptera, Baetidae. Gene Ontology annotation, molecular function: protein-phosphatidylethanolamide deconjugating activity. The record is from RefSeq and is a predicted model, not a curated record. Bases 213 to 1487 code for a protein of 424 amino acids. The transcript is spliced from 7 exons.
GUCACUCCCACUUUCACUGCAAAAGGUAAAUAAAGAAGUGGAGCAAGGAAGGCCAAUCGCUUCGGAAUUGGCCGAUUUUGUGCGCCCUGAGUCGGCCUGGAGCAUUACGAGCGGAUUGUUCUUUGGUCAUUCGCAAUACAUAAUUGAUCAAUUAUGUGGAGGUCAACGUGCCUGCCGAAAUCGUAGACAGACAGACGCGAAUUAUUUUCGUCAUGAACAACGAACGAGGCACCUCGCUGAGGCAGUUCAGGGAGCGGAUCGCCGCCCCCAGGAGUCCCAGGACUGCCGCCCCCGAGCAGGACGACGAGGGGUCGAAAAUCAUCAAGGACAAGCUCAAGUCGAUGUGGAACAAUAUGAAAUAUGGAUGGACCUUGAAGACCAAGACCAACUUCAGCAAAGACUCACCGGUGUGGCUGCUUGGCCGGUGUUACCACUUUGGCCAGCACCACAUGGUUGGUGCCGACAGGGUGGACGAGUUCAAGAGCGACUUUCUCUCCAAAGUGUGGCUCACCUACCGCAGGGAGUUCGUCAACCUGCACGGUUCGCGGCUGACCUCGGACUGUGGCUGGGGCUGCAUGCUCAGGUCGGGCCAGAUGAUGCUGGCCCAAGCUCUUACGAACCACUUUCUUGGCAGAGGGUGGAGGUGGUCGGACAAUAAUGAUCUCAACAACAGAAGUCUCCACGACAUCAGGGCGGAGAACAUGCACAGAAAUAUAAUCAAAUGGUUCGGAGACAGUCCCUCACCACAUAGCCCCUUUUCUCUCCACAAACUCGUCGCCCUCGGAACAGCUACUGGAAAGAAAAUCGGUGACUGGUACGGCCCAGCAUCAGUUGCUUACCUUCUCAGACAAGCAGUUGAAGACGCAGCCAGGUUUAUUGGAGAAUUCAGAAAGCUUCGAGUUUAUGUUGCCCAAGAUUGCGCAGUUUACACCCAGGAUAUUUUGGAUGAGUGUGACGGUGAGGACGGCUGGAAAUCUGUCAUCAUUUUAGUACCUGUCAGACUUGGUGUUGAGAAACUGAACACCAUCUACGGCCCUUGCCUGAUGAACCUGAUGACCUUGGACAGCUGCUUAGGCAUAAUUGGAGGACGGCCCAACCAUUCCCUCUAUUUUAUUGGCUUCCAAGAUGACAAGUUGAUUCAUCUCGACCCGCACUACUGCCAAGAGGUGGUUAAUGUUUACCAGCCUGGAUUUCCACUCGAAUCCUUCCACUGCCGCUCUCCCAGAAAGUUAAGCCUCCUCCGAAUGGACCCCUCGUGCUGCUUGGGAUUUUACUGCAACACCAGGACUGACUUUGACCAGUUCGUUAAACAAGCCAAACCUAAUUUGGUUCCACCGCAGCAGAAAUCCGACUACCCAAUUUUUGUGUUCUGCGAAGGCCGUAGCAAAGAUGCCAUUUCUCUGCCCCGAUAUUCCAUUCCUGAUGACAGCCUCACUAGAUCUGGCGAUGAAGAUGAUUUUGGUACCGAAGACUUUGAGCUCCUUUAACUACAUUUCUAUUUCAUUAUUAAUUUUAUAUUAUUAUUUAUUCUAAAUAAUGCAUCUCACUAUGUGAUGGAGUAAUAGUGUUUAACUUAUUUUUCCAAUUAGUCUGCAAAUUUUAUCGAUCUUGUACUUAAUAAACUUUAGAAAAUAGCUGUGUUGACCUGCAACUUUGUGAUCGUGGAAAAAUAAUGUCCUUGAUAAUAACUUAUGGUAGAUUGUUGAAUAAAAGAAUCUUAGUGAAAU